Molecule: messenger RNA, 1730 nt
Organism: Neohortaea acidophila
Lineage: Eukaryota; Fungi; Ascomycota; Dothideomycetes; Mycosphaerellales; Teratosphaeriaceae
Product: O-methyltransferase-domain-containing protein
Exons: 2
Coding region: 238-1494 (418 amino acids)
Molecular function (GO): O-methyltransferase activity
Source: RefSeq, a predicted model, not a curated record
CUUCAUCAAGGCCUUCCGCGUCAGCCUCACACUAUUAACUCCAAGGCCAACCUUGAUCGGGUAGUGCUCGCGCGCUCGGCCGCGCUCGUUGCGAAUUUCGGGCCCGAGCGACUUGCCUUGCGGCUGAGACAGGGCUGGGCGAUCCAUCACAGGUAUUUCAUCUGCUCCAUCCCGGCGGAGUACGCUCUUUGAUCCUCAAUCCGUUUUCUCAUUUCUUUCUCUCGUCUGCUAUUCAACAUGGGGUUUGAAGAAAAGUCGCUCGUCGAGCUGGCGAAGAUCAUCAGUGAUCGGGCGGGCACUCUCGAGAAGUAUCUUGAUGAACAUAAAUUGCCCCAGCCCACUCUCCUGCCUAGCGGGUCGGAAGACGACUACCUUCAAAAGGGCAGCAAGGAGAUCAAGGCGGUCCGCGACGAGCUUCGUGAUGCCACGAAACAACUCGAGGCCCUUGCGACGGGAACGCCUUUGCGCGCGUUCGAUGUAUGCCUAGUGGAUAUGCAUGUACCCGCUGCACACCACUUACUGGCGAAGUAUGCCAUACCCAAACACGUCCCACAAGAGGGUUCGAUCUCCUACAGCGAGCUGGCGGAGAAAAGCGGGCUCCACGAAGACCGCUUGAGGCGCCUCCUCGCUUUCGAGCAGACCAAUUACAUCUUCACCGCGUCGGGACCCGAUCGAGUCUCCCACACCGCUGUGUCGAAGUACCUCUCGACCGAAAUUGGCUUCGCUGGCAUGAGCCACAUGCUGGACGAAUGUUACACUUCCUUGAGUCGCGUUGGCGACGCGUGGGACAAAUGGCCAAACUCCCAAAGCCCUCUCCAAACGGGAUACCAGAUCGCAUACAACACAGACAAAGACCCUUUCACGCAUUGGGCGGAAUCAGCGCCUUGGAGGGCCGCGCGGUUCGGCCAGGCCAUGCAAUUCGUGACCGGGAUUACGAUGGAGUCGGUGUUUGACUUUGACUGGGCCUCGCUCGGGGCUGCGACGGUCGUCGAUGUCGGCGGCAGCAACGGGCACAAGUCGAUUGCCAUCGCUCGAGCAGCGCCGCAGAUCACGUGUGUCGUGCAGGACCUCGAAGUGACCGUCAAGGCGGCGCCUGCUCUGCCGCCGGACGUGGCGGAUCGGGUUUCGUUCGAGGUGCACGACAUGUUCACGCCGCAGAAGCGUACGCAGGCCGACGUCUUCUUCUACGCCCGCGUCUUCCACGACUGGCCGGACCACGAAUGUCGUCGCAUCUUGGAGCAACUCGUGCCGUCCAUGAAGCGUGGCGCCCGUCUAGUGUUCGACGAGGUUGUCAAAGUCCCGUCCUCCGAGGCGAAUUUCGUGGAGCAGAAGAUGCCUUAUGCCCUCGAUAUGCACAUGAUGCAAAUGUUGAACGCUCGCGAGCGUUCGCUGCAGGAGUGGAAAACGCUGGUGCAUGACGGCUCUAAGGGACAACUCGUCCUGGAGAAGGCCACCAGCGGGAUGGUGUCGUUUAUCAAGUCAGCGUCUACUUGAUUUUGGACUACGCAAGCUAUGUAAGACACAACGGUGUAUUUCACCGUCGAUUAUUAUCUAGGGCUCGUACAUAUAUAUCGUAAACGAUGAGUUGUAUUCCACAGCAACGAACUGGGCUGCGGGCUUCCACGUGGAUGUGGAGUCGCUGUCCUUCCCCACGCUAGUCCCGAUGCGUUAGGUCCUACCGUUAUCUGGCCCCGCCGACGGUGAAGGGUCUCGCCCGCGGCUCGAAAAAG